Closterium sp. NIES-65 is the source of this 780-nucleotide messenger RNA. NCBI's taxonomy places the organism in Eukaryota, Viridiplantae, Streptophyta, Zygnematophyceae, Desmidiales, Closteriaceae. The record is from the annotation of a GenBank genome assembly.
AUGCGUCGGUGUUCCGGUGUGUCUCAGAGCCUGGAGGUGUUGAGCCUGGGCGUGAGGAGUCUAGGGGUGCUGCACCUGGGGGUGCUACGGCGUCUGGUGAGCAGUCUCCCUGGAGCGGCCGUCUCCGUAGUCGCUCUGCUAGUGCCUCGCCACUGCACUCUCGUCGUCGUCUCCCUCUCUCCCACAACAGCUGCGAGGGGUACGUUAGCCGUGAGGGUCGCACUGCUGGAGCUAGGGGCCUUGUUGCGGGAGGCGCUGGAGCUGGUGACUCUGCUACUGGAGUUGUUUCUACUGGAGUUCCUGGGGCAGCUGGUCCCAGAGGUGCUCGUACUGGAGGGGUGCCGGGUUCUGGGGGUGCUACUGCUGGUGGCGCUAGAGCUGGAGGUUCUGGAGGUGCUGCGGGUGCUGGCGCUGGAGGUUCUUGAGCUGUUGGAGGUGCUGGCGCAAGUGGCGCUGGAGCUGGAGUUUCUGGAGCUGCUGCAGGUGCUGGCGCUGGAGGUUCUGGAGCUGUUGGAGUUGCUGGCGCAGGUGGCGCCGGAGCUGGAGGUUCUGGAGCUGCUGCGGGUGCUGGCGUUGGAGGUUCUGGAGCUGCAGGAGGAGCUGGAGCUACAGGUGCUGGUGGCGCUGCGCCGCCGCGACUGUUCUUCGCUCCGCCGUCACCUUCAUCUCUGCCACCGCCUGGCUCCGUGCUUCGUCAGGUUCUUUGCCUCCCGUCUUCUACUGGUCUUCCGUUACCGCCUGGCUCAUCGCUGCCUGCUCCUUCUCCUUACACUAAGCUGA